UAUGUAAAGUUUCGUGUAAAUAAGUAGAGAAAUGAAUAUUAUGUGAUGAUUAUAUUUUUAAACAUUUGUUUUCUUUGUGACUGGCAAAACUAUUCGAAAACACUUUGUCAAAUCUAGUGCUGGAGUUUGACGGCCAGCUUUUCAUCCGGGUCACGUGCGAGGUCAAACAUGUCAAUGGAAAUCAGCAUCACAAUAAAAUGGAUAAAUAUCUGAUCAAAAGACCCCGUCUAGCAGCUGAUCCUCUUAGCAGUGAUGCGGACGCUGAAACGGAAACUAGGAUUGACACCAGUGACACUGCUGACGGCGUGAGAGAUGAUGACAGUGACAGCGAAGGCCACGUGCCACGCCGACAUCAUUUGCAUGACAAUCCACUGGAUUGUCAUGCAAAUGAUGUCGGCGUCAACCGUGAUACGGAUGUUGUCCCUCGAUUCCAAGCUCCAGCCCUUCCAUCAGCGGCACGGGCGUCCAACAAGAGCAAUUCCAAAAGGAAAUUCAACCCCAAAUGGCGUGAAAAGCAUCCUUGGAUAAGAUAUGAUCCUGUUAACGAUGGUAUGCUAUGUGGAGUCUGCAUUGAAUUUGGGGUGCCUGAUUCUGAGGAAUCUAAAAGGAGUCGGGGUGCAUGGACUACAGUAAUGGUACGAAAGUGGAAGAAAGCCUUGGAGAAGGUAAUGGAUCAUGAGCGGAGUCAGAUGCACAAAAUGGCAAAGGAACGCCAGGUGGCCAGCAAGCAAUGUAGAGAGUCGGGAGGGGUAGUGACUGUGGCGAUUGCAGGCCAAAUGCGUAAUCGAUUGGCCCUAAAGGAAAAGAAUAGAACAAUUAUGAAAAAAAAUUUGAGAACGACUUACUACCUGUGCAAGGCAAAAGCAGCACAUUUCACCAAUUUUCAGGAUACCCUGGAGCUGCAGAUUGAGAAUGGCUUGGAAGACUUGAAGCAUUUUUUGGACAAUGCUCCAAAAAAUGCUAAUUAUACUAGCCACCAAGUCAUUGAGGAGUAUGUUGCUGCAAUUGGUCUAUAUAUAGAAAAGAACAUUCUCGAGUCUCUCAGAUCUGCUUCAUACUACACACUACUCCUUGAUGAAAGUCAGGACAUAAAUACAGUAGAAGAAAUGAGUGUCUGUGCGAGAUGGGUUCCUCCUAAAGAAAAGCCAGUGGAGCGUUUUCUAGGCAUCCUCCCCCUGAAACGAACAUCUGCAGAAGUGUUGAUUUGA
Molecule: messenger RNA, 1208 nt
Organism: Lineus longissimus
Lineage: Eukaryota; Metazoa; Nemertea; Pilidiophora; Heteronemertea; Lineidae
Product: zinc finger MYM-type protein 1-like
Exons: 3
Coding region: 198-1208 (336 amino acids)
Source: RefSeq, a predicted model, not a curated record